AUGACAAUUGAAUUACCUGAAGUAACUGGUGGUCCAACAUGGAUACGUAAAAUGCGUACAUUAUUUCAUCGUCUUGAUACAUCAGGACAUGGUUAUUUAAUGGUUGAUGAUAUAUUAGAAAUUGGUACAUCAUUAUUUAAUAUUUAUCCUAAAAUGUUAUCAUAUAAAUAUGAUGAAUUAGUAAAAACAUUAGUUUAUUUAUGGUAUGAUGUAAUAUGUAUCCAUGUGCCAAGGCAGUUAGCAACUACUAUUACUAUAAAUGAAAAUUUAUUUAUAGAAAAUUUAUUAAAAUCAUUAAAGGGGGAGUUACAUAAAAAUUUUAAUGAAAAAUUUAUUGAACCAUUAUUUAAUUCAAUAGAUCAAGAUAAUGAUCAAUUAAUUACAUUAUCAGAAUUUCAAUCAUUAAUGUUAUCAUGGAAAUCAAUACCAAAAAAUUGUGAAUUAAUUUUUCGUUACUAUAGUGAUAAAAAUAAAUUAUCUAAAGAAAAUUUUUUAAAAAUUUUUAUUGAUUUUUUUAUAUUAGAUAAUUCUAAAAGUAAUAUAAAUCAAUUAUGGGGAUUAUUAAUUAAUUAUAAACGUGCUGAAGAUUAUGGUAUUAUAGAUUGUGGUCCUGUAUGGGAAAGUAAAAUACGUACAAUGUAUAGACGUUUAGAUAUAAAUGAAACAAUGAAAUUAAGAUGUCAUGAUUUAUUACAAAUUGGACAAUUUUUAAUACAACGUACACAUUUAGAUAGACGUCGAGCAGAUGCUGUAAUGCGUUCUAUGUUACAUAUAUGGGUGAAAUUUUUGGCUAUAGAUAAAAAUGGUGAACAUUUAGAUGAAAUACGUGAAAUUGAAUUUGUUCACAAUAUGAGAGAAAUGAUUAAUGGUGAAUAUCGUCAUGAAAUUGAUCAAUUUGGAUGGACAUUUUUUAAAGCUAUAGAAAUUGAUAAUAGCGGUUAUAUAUCACAAGCAUCAUAUCGUAUAUUACAAGAAGCAUGGCAUGUUGGAAGAGAUGAAGCUGAAGCAAUGUUUAAAAUAUUAGAUACUGAUAAAGAUGGUAAAAUAAGUAGUGAUGAAUUUCUUACAGCAUGGAAUGAUUAUUUUCUUAGUGAAGAUCCACAAAGUCCAUAUAGAAUGUUUUUUGGUCCAGUUAUUUCACGACCUACAGAAGCUAGAUAA
Molecule: messenger RNA, 1161 nt
Organism: Schistosoma rodhaini
Lineage: Eukaryota; Metazoa; Platyhelminthes; Trematoda; Strigeidida; Schistosomatidae
Source: the annotation of a GenBank genome assembly